GCAGGAUGCAACAUCCAGUUACCAAGUAAAAUUAUGAUGAAGAAAGCUGUAGUUAAUGUAAAAUCAAAUGACAAUGCAUGUUUUGCAUGGUCAGUGGUGGCCAGUCUGCAUCCUGCUGAAAGGAAUACAGAUCAAGAAUCUUCAUAUCCACAUUAUUCUACGGUAUUAAAUCUGAAAGGCAUUGAGUUUCCAAUGACACUGCCACAAAUUAAAAAGUUUGAAAUUCUCAACAAAAUCUCCAUUCUCAACAAAUCUCCAUCUAUACUGCAUCGAGGAGAAGAAACUAUCUAUUUUUCCUAUACGACUCACCGAACAAAAAAUGGACAAACAUAUAAAUCUGCUAUGCAGGAUGACAAUGUGGGACAUUUUGCGUUGAUAAAGAAUAUGUCCCGUCUCAUGAGUUCACAACUCAGUAAGAAAAAGAAUAAGAAAUUCUUUUGUGAUCGAUGUCUACAUUAUUUUAGUUCGAACGACAAGUUGGAAAUUCACACAAUGGACUGUGGAAAAAUAAACGAUUGCGCUAUCAUAUUACCAAGCGAAGAUGACAAAUGGCUCAGCUUUAAAAAUUACUGUCGAAAGGAACGAAUGCUGUUUAUCGUAUACGUCGAUUUGGAAUGCAUCCUGGAGAAGACUGAGGAUGAGAAAAAUUACCAACAUCAUCGAGUAUUUAGCAUAGCAUAUUAUGUACACUGUGCGUAUGACAAUUCGCUAUCAAUGUAUCAGUUUCAUCGCGAUAAGAAUUGUAUCGCGUGGUUCGUCGAGCAAUUUAAAGAUUUAGCACAAAUUGUAAAUAAUAUUCUGUCGGUUAAUGUUCCCAUGGAUUUAACACAAGACGAUUGGAAAAAAUUUAACAACGCUACACACUGCCACAUUUGUGAAAAACCAUUUACGAAUGAAAUAGAACGGGUACGCGAUCAUUGUCAUUUAAUCGGUCGAUUUAAAGGUGCAGCGCAUUCAAAUUGCAAUUUAAAUUACAAAGAUUCGCAUUAUAUUCCUAUAGUUUUCCAUAACUUAUCUGGCUACGACGUGCAUUUUAUCAUCAAGGAAAUAGCUACAACAUAUGAAGGACGAAUAAACUUCCGAUAACAAAAGAAAAAUAUAUUUCAUUUA
Messenger RNA from Solenopsis invicta (red fire ant), 1110 nucleotides. RefSeq lists its product as uncharacterized. Bases 34 to 1086 code for a protein of 350 amino acids. The record is from RefSeq and is a predicted model, not a curated record. The transcript has 2 exons. NCBI's taxonomy places the organism in Eukaryota, Metazoa, Arthropoda, Insecta, Hymenoptera, Formicidae.